AUGAUUCAACUCAAACCAUCCACGUUCACCCUUGUCCUGUCUCUAUUCCUUUCUUCCACCCUAGCAAAGGAUGGAGAACUCUCCUCCAGCCUUGUAGGCUGCAAUGAGGUCUCAUGUCCAAAGAAAGGUUCCGAUGACCGCUGCACAGUGGAAGAGAAUACCUUCCUUGGCAUCGGACUAUCCCGCAUCCCAGACGUUCCCUCGUCUCUUGAGGGGUUCUCCCUCGUGAAGGGUGUAAAUGUGUCUGCUGCACUGGCCGGGAAGGAAAACGACCAGGCCACACGCCCUUUCAAGUCGUUUUAUUACCUCGGUACACCCUCGGAUGUAGAAACCAAGGACUUGUCCGGCUGUGUUGUCGUCUUCCACGAUGCCCCAUCUAAGAAAUUCGACGGGCCGGAACUGGAAGGCAAUCACAAUGGCACUGAUAUCCGCGCCGCGAGCGGUACUUGUUCUGAUGUCAUUGACAAGACAUGCAUCGAAAAGCUUACGGAGAAGGCAUCAAAAUUAGGCGAAGAGACUAAUGGAAAUGUCUGCACGGCGCUUGAGCGAGAGCUGAAGGAGACUUCUCUUGAUGAAUGUGAUGGCUUUGCGGGUAAAGGUAGCAACCUUGGAAAUUUCACUGUCAAGUCGCUCGAUGAUUUCAAUGCGGUUAAGAAUUCCUCGGAUUGUUGGCCUAUUCAGCCCAAGUCUGAUCAGCUCGUAGAGAUUGCGAGUAUCACUACUCUGAAAAACUACUCAGCACAGGCUCUUCUUGAGGAGGUCUAUAAGAUUACACCGGUUCUCACUGUCUUCGCUAGGAAUGGCAACAGCAGUCUUGUCAACCAAACCGCUUCUCAGUUGACAUGUUCAAAAGUCGUCACUGAAGAGGAUGCUAGUGAUGACAAGGAUAGUAGUGAGAAUACUGCGGUGGCUAUCAAGGCAAGCGGGUUUGCUGCUAGCAUUGCCGUACUAACUGGGGUCUUUGCAUUGCUGUAG
Messenger RNA from Penicillium expansum, 975 nucleotides. RefSeq lists its product as uncharacterized. The coding region runs from base 1 to 975 and encodes 324 amino acids. NCBI's taxonomy places the organism in Eukaryota, Fungi, Ascomycota, Eurotiomycetes, Eurotiales, Aspergillaceae. The transcript is spliced from 2 exons. The record is from RefSeq and is a predicted model, not a curated record.